AUGGGACUAGUUCGGCUGGAAGUUCCAAAGAAAAUGCUGCCAAUGUUGUCUCCCAAGAACAUUGGGAUGAUAUUUCUUUGUAGUAUGAACAACAUUGAACAACAAUAUAAAGAUUACAUCAAUGAUGCAAUAUUGUUGAGCAUAAACAAUUCAUACAACCAACUGCGCGAAGUACUAGCUUCGCACAUGGAUGUCGAUUUGACACGCAAAAACAUUCAAAUUGAAUAUCAGUUAACAGAUAUUGAAGGUAAAAUACGUAUACAUAAUGACAUGGGUUUGAAGGUUUACAUUAUGCAGAAAAGGAAGGUAAAGGCAAUGAGUACUUUGCCCUUGUACAUAAGUGUUUCAGAAAAGGAUAGUCUCAAUGAAUUGUUACACAUUAAUAUGCAAAUCACACCUGUGAUAGUUGUUGAUGCAAGUUAUCUUAGAGGACUGUAUAAUGGCACAUUUGUAGCUGCAUGUACCAUGGAUAGAGCCGGCCAUAUAUUUCUAUUGGCAUAUGGAAUAGUAGAUUCUAAAAAUAAUGCAUCCUGGACAUGGUUCUUUCAGAAUCUAAAGGAAGCAUACGGUGAAAGAGAACAUAUGUGUGUAGUUUUCGAUCGUAACCCAAGCAUUAUAAAAGCUGUUGCUGGUGUGUACAAUAAUGUACCACAUUACUCUUGUAUGUGGCAUCUAUGGGGUAAUGUGAAAAAAAUUAGGAAGUCACAUGAUGCAUUGUCGGAAAUCUUCUAUACCAUGGCGAAAUCAUACUCAAAGUCUGAAUUUCAUAAUUUAAUGGAGAAAGAGGAGUUAGUUGAUGUUAGGGUGAAGAAUUACUUGGAGUUGGCGGAAUACGAUAAGUGGGCUAGGUCAUAUGCAACAGUUCAUAGGGGAUGGACCUUAACAUCAAAUAUUGCAGAGUCAAUUAAUGCUGCAUUGGUAUCAGCUAGAGAACUUCCAAUAUACGAUUUUUUAGAGGAAGUAUGGAACUGUGAAAACAGACAGGAGGCAUUGUACACACGCACGGAUAUUAUUGAAAAAUUUCAAGCAAUUCUCCAACAAAAUCAAGCAGAGUGUAAACGUAUGAAGGUUAUACCAGUCUCAAAGUACGUCUAUACUGUCCACGAUAAGGAGAAACAUUUUAUAGUUUGUCUAAAGGAAAAAAAAUAUUCUUGUCAUGCAUUCCAAUUGGAUGAGAUACUAUGUGUGCAUGCUUGUGCUGUACUUAAUAGCAAGAAUCUUGAAAAAGGACUAAAUUGCUCUAAUCUAUACAAGCCAAAAACUGUACUGAGAACGUUUGAUCUUUCUAUAUAUCUUCUACCACAUAAAGAUGACUGGGUGAUACCUCAAGAUAUAUUAGAGGAAGUAGUUUUGUCCCCAAAAUACAAGCGCCUCCCUGGAGUACCUGCAAAGAAGGAGCGCUGUAAAUCAGGAAGAGAUAUGUUUGGAAAGAAAAGUAAAAAUUAUUGUAGUUCAUGCGGACAAAAAGGUCACAAUAGGCAUUCAUGUAGGAAAUACAACAAAAGAUACAUUUGA
Molecule: messenger RNA, 1515 nt
Organism: Capsicum annuum
Lineage: Eukaryota; Viridiplantae; Streptophyta; Magnoliopsida; Solanales; Solanaceae
Exons: 6
Coding region: 1-1515 (504 amino acids)
Molecular function (GO): zinc ion binding; nucleic acid binding
Source: RefSeq, a predicted model, not a curated record